GAGAGAGAGAGAGAGAGAGAGAAAGAGAGAGAGAGGGAAGCAGAGUAAGGGUUGCCGCUGCGCACAAACAGAGAUUUGAUCUGAGUUUAACUUCGCUCCUAGUCAGUGUGCAGUAAGCCACCUACUGCAAACAAGGCUGCGUCUAAACAUAUACCUCUACAACUUGUUGAGUUGGCUUAAUAAUACAGAAACUUUGUUGGGGAAAAGUUAAGGAACUUUUAAGUGGGACUGGAUAAGACCUUGGAUCUAUUCAUGACAACAUUUGAGUGAAACAUUACAUGUUGAAUGUAUGUUUUGAACAAUUAUCUUUUAUUUCACAAACUGGCAAAUUCACAUUGCGAACAGUGAAUCCCUGCCAAAUAAUCGCAAUUUAAUAGACUGAAGAUUACACCAACAUAGGAGGGACAGCAUAUACCAAUAAAUUGUUGUUUUUCAUCUUCAGGUGAACGAAGUUAACGAAGAAAACUGUGGAUUAAGCAAAACAGGAAUUUGGACAGAUUUUUUCUUACUUCUUGAGUUCGAUCGGUUCACUCAGGGGUUUAUGAACGUUUGCUAAAAAGCUAUGGAAGUAUCCGCGGACCAACCACGAUGGAUGAGCCAUCAUCACCCCUCGGUGUUAAACGAACAGCAUCCCGGCUCACACCAUCCAGGCCUCGGCCACUCGUAUAUGGACCCCUCGCAGUAUCCCCUCACCGACGAUGUGGAUGUACUGUUUAAUAUCGACUCACAGGGUAACCACGUAUCUCCAUACUAUGGGAACUCAGUCCGAGCCGUCCAGAGGUACCCACCUCCUCCACACAGUAGUCAGGUGUGUCGCCCCUCUUUACUGCAUGGCUCUCUGCCGUGGCUGGACGGAAGCAAAGCCAUGCAGCACCACAGCACUUCUCCGUGGAACCUGAGUCCUUUCCAGAAGAGCUCAUUGCACCACGGUUCCCCGGCCGGUCUCUCCGUCUACCCCCCGGCGUCCUCCUCUUCCCUGUCCGGGGGUCACUCGAGCCCGCACCUUUUCACCUUUCCCCCAACCCCUCCGAAAGACGUGUCCCCGGAUCCGGGCAUCUCAACCCCAGGUUCCAGCAGCAAUAGUCGCCAACAGGAAGAGAAAGAGUGCAUAAAGUACCAGGUGUCUCUGGCCGAGAGCAUGAAACUGGAGUCUCACAGCCGGAGCAUGGCGUCAAUCGGAGCGCAAUCCUCUGCCCACCACCCCAUCGCCACAUACCCAUCCUAUGUCCCCGAAUACGGCCCAGGCCUCUUCCCACCAAGUAGCCUGAUAGAAGGUAGAGAGUGCGUUAACUGUGGAGCUACGUCGACCCCGCUCUGGAGGCGGGAUGGCACUGGUCACUAUUUGUGUAACGCCUGCGGACUCUAUCACAAGAUGAACGGGCAGAAUCGGCCCCUCAUCAAACCCAAGCGACGACUGUCUGCUGCAAGACGGGCAGGAACGUCGUGUGCGAACUGUCAAACGACCACCACAACACUGUGGCGAAGAAACGCGAAUGGGGACCCGGUGUGUAACGCUUGCGGUCUAUACUACAAACUGCACAAUAUCAACCGACCUCUCACCAUGAAGAAAGAGGGCAUCCAGACCAGGAACAGAAAGAUGUCCAGCAAGUCGAAGAAGAGCAAAAAGUCCCACGACAGCAUGGACGACUUCUCCAAGAGCCUGAUGGACAAGAGCAGCUCAUUCAGCCCGGCCGCUCUGUCACGUCACAUGUCCUCUUUCCCUCCCUUCUCACACUCCGGCCACAUGCUGUCCACCCCAACGCCCAUGCAUCCCUCUUCCUUCGCCCCACAUCCCCACUCCAGUAUGGUCACUGCCAUGGGCUAGAAGACCCCAACGGUACCACCUACCUCUCCAAACCCGUUAACUAACAAAAAACCCUCUGUUCUCUUACUCCCACUUAUCUUUGCUUACCUGAAUUCCAAGCUGAAAGACAACCAGACCGCUCUCUCCUACCCUUAAGCAAACGCUCAGCUCCAUCACCAAGCCGCCUAUGAUCAGAUCUCUGUGUGAAGAGAGACAGGGUCUGCGGCUCUUUGCUUUUGUUCACUUGUAUCUUUUUUAACUGUUAUCAAGUGUAUCUACUGCGAUACUUGAAGCCUGGUAGACUGAAUCACUGACAGUGGUUUUCUAACUCCUGGGAAGUCCUUUUCUCUGACCUGGGAGAAAAUAUCCUGAAGCUUCACCCACUUGUUGACUGCGUCCUUACAGCUGACAAAAUACCCAAUCCGGAAUCCCAUUUGUGUACAAAAAGCCAUUUUUCAUGAUGAAAAGCAAAGAUUAUAAACAAACAUUACAAAACCUAAAACCUUUAUGAUGCUCCACCCCACUCCACCCCACCCUACUCCACCCACCUGUAAGACAGGACACCCACCCUCCUGAGCAGUGAGAAGAUGAGAGGAGAUGAACUUUAAAUAUAUUUGUAAAAAUUGUAUGAAAUACAGUACAUUUAAUGAAGACUUUUUAAUUAAGUAAGAGAAGAAAAAAAGGAAAAAAUGCCUCUGGGCAGCUAAGAGCAGAAAGGUACGAGUCAAGGCAGGAGACACUGCCGCUGGAGAGUAGAGAAGGAGAGAAGUAGAGGCCGCCUCUGCUUCCCAGAGAGAGGGAUGAGAGG
Molecule: messenger RNA, 2612 nt
Organism: Esox lucius (northern pike)
Lineage: Eukaryota; Metazoa; Chordata; Actinopteri; Esociformes; Esocidae
Gene: gata3
Product: GATA binding protein 3
Exons: 5
Coding region: 563-1825 (420 amino acids)
Biological process (GO): cell fate commitment; regulation of epithelial cell differentiation; embryonic organ development
Cellular component (GO): nucleus
Molecular function (GO): DNA-binding transcription factor activity, RNA polymerase II-specific; RNA polymerase II cis-regulatory region sequence-specific DNA binding; zinc ion binding
Source: RefSeq, a predicted model, not a curated record